AUGCCAGUCUACAACAUGCCAGUCUACAACAUGGCAGUCUAUACCAUGGCAGUCUACAACAUUCCAGUCUACAACAUUCCAGUCUACAACAUGGCAGUCUACAACAUUCCAGUCUACAACAUUCCAGUCUACAACAUGGCAGUCUACAACAUUCCAGUCUACAACAUGCCAGUCUACAACAUGCCAGUCUACAACAUUCCAGUCUACAAUACGCCAGUCUACAACAUUCCAGUCUACAACAUGGCAGUCUAUACCAUGCCAGUCUACAACAUGCCAGUCUACAACAUGCCAGUCUACAACAUGCCAGUCUACAACAUGCCAGUCUACAACAUGGCAGUCUACAACAUGGCAGUCUACAACAUGGCAGUCUACAACAUGCCAGUCUACAACAUGGCAGUCUACAACAUGGCAGUCUACAACAUGGCAGUCUACAACAUUCCAGUCUACAACAUGCCAGUCUACAACAUGCCAGUCUACAACAUUCCAGUCUACAACAUGGCAGUCUACAACAUGGCAGUCUACAACAUGGCAGUCUACAACAUGGCAGUCUACAACAUGGCAGUCUACAACAUGCCAGUCUAA
Molecule: messenger RNA, 582 nt
Organism: Coregonus clupeaformis (lake whitefish)
Lineage: Eukaryota; Metazoa; Chordata; Actinopteri; Salmoniformes; Salmonidae
Product: repetitive proline-rich cell wall protein 1-like
Exons: 1
Coding region: 1-582 (193 amino acids)
Source: RefSeq, a predicted model, not a curated record